GGCGGCCCGCGUGGUGGUUCGGGCCUCGCCGAGCCGUCCGGCCGCUCCGUUUCGUGUUGACGUGACGAACACGCGGUCGCUUCCAGGGAAAAUGUCCGAGAAGCUGCGGCGCUGCCGGAAGGAGCUGACCGCGGCCAUCGACCGGGCCUGGGAGGGCGUCCGGCUCGCCCAGCGGGGGGCCCUGCCGCUCCCGACGCCCGGGCUGUGCUGGCCGCACCCGCCGGCCGCUCCCUUCGGCCCCGAGAACGAGGGCCCGGCCCCGGCCCCCGGGAGCGCCAAGCCGCCGGCCCCGUGCGCCCCGAGGAGGCCGCUGGCCAGCAAGGAGAACGUGCUGGGCGCCCCCGGCCCGGCCCCCGACCGGCCGCCCUGGAGCCCGGCGCCCGGGGAGAGCGGGCGCAGAGACGGCGCCAGGAAAGAUCUGGAGAAAGAGUUGAAGGUUGAGUCCAAUUUGCCUCUCAGCAGUUCUAGCCAAGAGGUCACGAAGGACCUGCUGGACAUCAUCGACAACACCAGCAUCCGGACCAUUGAAGAGCUGGCCGGGAAACUGGAAUUUGAAAACGAGCUGAACCGCGUGUGUGACUCCUGCGGAGACUCCCCCUUCACGGAGGAGGCCUGGGCGCUGCUCAUGGACGAGAGCCCGCAGAAGGCGGUGGAGGCCGACCCCAGCAGCCUCCGGCGGGCCUUCGACGACCACAGCGUGGUCCAGACGGUCCUGGACCUGGAGGAGGACUACCACCUGAUGGGCUCUUUCAAAUACCACGUGGAGUGAGGGGCGCCCGCCCGGUGCCUCCCGGGAGGCGGAGGCGGGUGCCGCGCAGUCGCGUUUCUCAGAG
Molecule: messenger RNA, 833 nt
Organism: Myotis daubentonii (Daubenton's bat)
Lineage: Eukaryota; Metazoa; Chordata; Mammalia; Chiroptera; Vespertilionidae
Gene: C14H3orf62
Product: chromosome 14 C3orf62 homolog
Source: RefSeq, a predicted model, not a curated record